Molecule: messenger RNA, 2603 nt
Organism: Phoenix dactylifera (date palm)
Lineage: Eukaryota; Viridiplantae; Streptophyta; Magnoliopsida; Arecales; Arecaceae
Source: RefSeq, a predicted model, not a curated record
UAAAACCCAAGGCGACGGAGAGGAGCGGAGGGGGGCCUCGGUCGCCAGGGUUUUUAUUUAAUGGCCUCCGCUUCCUCCCCCAAUCCCCCACAGUCCUCCUCUUCUUCGUACCAUUAGUCUCCGCCUUCUCUUUUCCAACGAGGGAGGCGCUCGCUCUCCUCGAAACGGCUCCACGGAUAUAGAGAGAGAAAGAGAGGGUGGGAGGUCGUCACCGCUCAUCCUUUCUUGUACUCGAGCUCCUCUUCUCCUCUGUUUCCAUCUCUCUCAAUCCCAUUAGUAUUCUUUUCUCUCUUUCUUUCUUGGAUUCUAAUCUUCUCCUUUUCUUUCUCUCUUUCCAAGAAGUCAUUUUUAUUGGAAGAUAGUGCGCAAGUUCCAAAGAUUUCUUGUUUAUUGCGUGGAUAUACACUCUGAGAGAUUGCUUUCCAGAUAUUUACAUAAGACAGGGGAGAAGGAGAGAGGGAUGAAGUACGUAUUGGUCACAGGGGGUGUGGUUAGUGGGCUGGGGAAAGGGGUGACAGCCAGCAGCAUUGGAGUCGUCCUCAAGGCGUGCGGGCUGCGCGUAACCUCCAUUAAGAUCGAUCCAUAUCUGAACACAGAUGCUGGAACAAUGUCCCCAUUUGAGCAUGGGGAGGUGUUCGUUUUAGAUGAUGGAGGGGAGGUGGAUCUGGACCUUGGAAACUAUGAGCGGUUUUUGGAUGUUAAAUUAACUCGUGACAACAACAUAACGACUGGGAAAAUUUAUCAGUUUGUCAUCGACAAGGAGAGAAGGGGAGAUUAUCUUGGGAAAACAGUUCAGGUUGUGCCCCACAUUACUGACGCCAUACAAGAGUGGAUUGAACGUGUGGCUAUGAUACCCGUUGAUGGCCAAGAGGGGCCGGCUGAUGUUUGUGUCAUAGAAUUGGGUGGAACUAUAGGGGAUAUUGAGUCGAUGCCAUUUAUUGAAGCUUUGGGUCAAUUUUCUUACCAUGUAGGGCCUGGCAACUUUUGCCUAGUUCAUGUCAGUCUUGUGCCAGUUAUAAACGUAGUAGGUGAACAGAAAACUAAGCCCACUCAGCAUAGUGUUAGGGGGCUCAGAGGACUUGGAUUGACUCCAAAUAUUCUAGCUUGUCGUAGUGCGAAGCCACUUGUUGAAAACGUGAAGGAAAAAUUGUCAAAAGUUUGUCAUGUUCCGGCAGCGAAUAUAGUUACCCUCUAUGAUGUUGCAAACAUUUGGCGCAUUCCUUUGCUUUUAAGGGACCAGAAGGCACAUGAAGCUAUUUUAAGAAGAUUGGACCUUUUAGGUGUCGCUGGGGAGCCCAAGUUGGAUGAGUGGGUGUCCAGGGCUGAAAUCUGUGACACAUUGCAUGAACCUGUCAGAAUUGCUAUGGUUGGAAAAUAUACUGGUCUUCCUGAUUCUUAUCUUUCAGUAUUGAAGGCUCUUUUGCAUGCUUCUAUUGCUUGUUAUCGGAAACUUGUAGUUGAUUGGGUUCCUGCUAGCGACCUUGAAGAUACAACUGAGAAAGAGGCACCUAAUCUUUAUGAGAAGGCAUGGAGUCUUUUGAAGGGUGCAGAUGGCAUACUAGUUCCAGGUGGCUUUGGGGACAGGGGAGUGCAAGGGAAAAUUCUUGCAGCAAAAUAUGCCCGAGAAAAUAAUAUUCCGUUUCUUGGCAUAUGCCUUGGAAUGCAAAUUGCUGUUAUUGAGUUUGCACGUUCUGUUCUCAACAUGCAGGAUGCGAACAGCACAGAGUUUGACCCAGACACAACAAGUCCAUGUGUCAUUUUUAUGCCAGAGGGUUCAAAAACUCACAUGGGGGGAACAAUGCGACUUGGAUCAAGGACGACAUUUUUCCAUGUCACCGACUGCAAAUCUGCAAAAUUGUACGGCAAUGUGAAUUAUGUUGAUGAACGGCAUCGACAUAGAUAUGAGGUAAACCCUGAUAUGAUCAUGGAACUUGAAAGAGCUGGUCUUGAAUUUGUAGGUAAAGAUGAAACUGGAAGACGAAUGGAGAUUCUUGAGCUGCCUUUGCACCCAUAUUUUGUUGGAGUGCAAUUUCAUCCAGAGUUCAAGUCACGACCUGGAAAACCUUCAGCUCCAUUUUUAGGCCUUAUAGCAGCCUCAUGCGGGCAAUUGGAUGCCUUGCUGCAAGGUACCACCCAUUCUAGCCAGCUACCUACCAAAAAUACUCCAAGCAAUCCUGUUUCAAAGCUGAAUGCCUGCCAAGUUGGGAUUACCAAGAAGCCUGCAAAAAGCUUAUUAGAUGGAAGCUUCCACUCCAAUGGUAAUGGCAUGCAUGUCUAACAAAACACUUGGUGUGGUUUUAGGACCUGUUUUGUUGUUGGAGUUCGGGUUGCCAGUUUUAUCGUUUGAUUUGGCCUGUACAGUCAGUUGAGAAGGAAAACAUUUUUGUACCUCUAGGGUCUGUUGCAGCUGUGGAGCUUGUUCCAAGGUUUUAACGAGGAACGGCCUAUAUGUAUUUUUGGCUGGGUUGAAUAGUGUUGGACAGUAAUAGUGCAUAUUUUUCUUUCCCUGAUAUAUGAAAAUGACUUCGUUCUUGAACAGUACUUUUUUGAGCCGAGCAAAUGAAGGCUUGGUUUUGGCUUCAUUCGGCACUGAGAGUAUGGCA